AAAUUGAAGUUCCAUGAUUAUGUUAUUAUGUCAGGCUUAGGCUUUUAAGUUUAUCAAUAGAAAAUUAUUUGAAAAAGUGCUCUCUAAUUUGGAAUACCGAACGAUGCCCCUCCUGCAUUAUUGCUGUCGCGUGUGGCCAAGAGCAGUUGCAUUGCAACGCUGUUGCCACACGUUGCCCACUCAAAAUUUAAAGAGCAUCGAUGAAGCUUUGGUGAAGGGAAAGUUAUUGCAAACGGAAGCGAUACUCAAGCAGGCUACAACUUUGUAUAAGCCCGACGAGGUGAUGCUGCAGUUUAUUGCCACCACCCUGCAGCGUUAUUCCGUCAAGCUGCAACGAUACAACGGUCCCCUCAAGCUCGCCGUCGAACAAGCGCUGGCCGAGCAGCCGCAGGUGCGUGCCAUGUUUCUGGGCUGUCGACGCACCGAUCCUGGCUGUGCUGAGCUCACACCGAUGAUGCCCUGCGACAAUGGCUGGCCAGUGUUAAUGCGCAUCUUUCCUCUGCUGGACUGGAGCUAUCACGACGUUUGGAACUAUCUCCGCAGUCGUCAGCUGCCUUAUUGUUCGCUCUAUGAUCAGGGUUACACAUCGUUAGGGGAACGCAGCAGCACUCGGAUGAAUCCCAGCUUGUUAGCCUAUGAUGAGCAGCUGGGCAAAUUGAUUUAUCGGCCGGCGUAUGAGCUCAAGGAUGACAAACUGGAGCGUGCCAAUCGCGAAGAUACUCAACUAGUUAAUCGCACUCGCCAGCACCAUCAAAAUCCUUAAAGCAAAGCA
Drosophila albomicans is the source of this 772-nucleotide messenger RNA. RefSeq names its product FAD synthase (gene Flad2). Gene Ontology annotation, molecular function: FMN adenylyltransferase activity. The transcript has a single exon. Gene Ontology annotation, biological process: FAD biosynthetic process. The coding region runs from base 104 to 763 and encodes 219 amino acids. NCBI's taxonomy places the organism in Eukaryota, Metazoa, Arthropoda, Insecta, Diptera, Drosophilidae. The record is from RefSeq and is a predicted model, not a curated record.